GUAUGACAUUAACUGAGUCACACGUAGAUACAUUAUUUUAGAGUACGGUUCAUAAUAAAAAAAAAAAUAAAAAUAUAUAUUCAUACACAAUUUUUAAAGUUUUUAGUUUAAAUAAUGUAAAAACAAAUAUAUUUUUUAAGUUUUUAUAAAAAGUGAAAAUUUAUUAGUUAAAACUGAAAUGUUUUAAAGAUAAAAUUAAAAUAGCUACAUAAAAUCAUAACAAAUGUUACGUGCAAAAAGUAAAAGUUUUAAACACUUAGAACCAGAUUAAUAGAUACUAUAAAAGUAUUUUUAUUUACCAAAUAAAAAUGAUAUUUAUUGAAAUAUUCGUGCAAAAAGUUUAAAAAGAAAAUAACUAAAAAGUAUAGAAUUCAUAUUUUGUAUGCUGCAAAAACAAGUGUUGAAUAAAAGGUGUUACUACGUAUUAACUGUAUUUAAAAUACAAAUUCGGAAAUGAUAGUUACUUCGAAUGUGGAAAAUUACGCUUUAAAUGGAACCGUUGAGAUUACUACAGUUUUGUCAGCCCUAUUUGGUGUGAUAGCGUUAAUGCUAUUAUUUUUUCUAUAUGUAAAUCGUAAAUGGUGCUUUCAUACCCGACGUGGACUUCACUGUUGCGAUGAGAAACAUUUGGCAUCAAAAUGUGUACAAAAGUUAUCCCGAAAACGUCGCUAUGAUAAUACAAGUUCUGAUUCAGAGGAAGAUAUUUUAAGAAGAUUACGCUUACAACAGGCUCGCAUAGCUUCUAAUAAUGGCAAUGGAAACUAUACAAACUAUGGAAUAAAUCAAUUAAAUCCAUUGUCGCAAAAUUUUAACUAUUUUAAUAGUGACCUGCAACGUGUAACUGUAGCACCACGCGAUACCUCUAGAGAUCCUUUAGCUAUUGCGGAAAGGGGUAAGGUUGGCGUACCUUCAUCGCAUAGUGAGUGCAGUUCUAAUGAUUCGGUAGAAGCAUCAAUUGACAGUCAUACGGGUAUAUUAACUGGUGAAAAGAAAGAACGACAUCCCUCUAUAAGCAAAACUUCCGAUAUUUCUAAUAGCACUUCUAUAAGAGAAUCUCGUAUAGAGCUAAAUACUGAUACAACUACUAAAACGAAUAAAUAUCAAAAGAUUAAUAGCUCAUCGAAUAUUACCACCCCGCCACGUCAAGAUAGUUUGGAAGAUGUACCCAAUAUUCAGUGUAAUAAUAACAACAAUGAAGAUGAACCCUUAUUUGAUACCAGCGAUUUAAGAUCCAUUAAAUCCGAUGAUAUUUCUAUGCAAACACAAUGCUAUGGCAAAUCCGGUAGUGUUGAAAUAUCUCUUUUAUACGAUGCUCCCAUGCGUAAGAUGACAGUUCAUGUUUUGCAAGCCCGCGGCUUGCCCACUUUGGGCAGUGGCCAACAAACGCAUACCCAAGUACGUCUUCUAAUGCUACCGAAUAAGAAACAAAAACACAAGACCAAAAUACGUUCAGGAGAAAAUCCUCAAUAUAUGGAGAGUUUUCUGCUGCAUCGUGUUACGCCGGAAGAAGUUAACAAUAUGGGUUUACGUGUGCGACUGUACGGUUGCGAACGUUUACGCAAAGAACGACUGAUUGGUGAGGCUUAUGUAAGCUUUGCUACCAUAGAUUUAGAAUUGGAAACAAAUCUAUGGCUGCCACUGGAGCCACGAAAUACAUCAUCGAUAUUGGGAUCAUCCAGUGAUCUAUUAAGUUUAGCUCGUUCCGAUAGUGCCGGCUCGACCACUUCAAUGCAACAUGGAGGUGUACCCGAGCUACUUUUAGGUUUAGGAUAUAACGGUACCACUGGACGUUUAACGGUUGAAAUUGUUAAAGGCAGUCAUUUUCGUAGUUUAAAUUUAAACAAGGCACCGGAUACAUAUGUUAAGUUAUGUUUAGUUAGUAGUAUAGGACAAGAGAUCUCAAGAGCAAAAACCUCAACGAGACGUGGUCAACCAAAUCCUCUGUUUAAAGAGACAUUUGUAUUUCAGGUGGCCUUGUUUCAACUUAACGAUGUUACGUUAAUGGUUUCGGUUUACGCCAAGCGUAAUAUGAAGAAAAACGAAAUGGUCGGUUGGUUUAGUCUGGGCCUAAACUCAUCCGGACCAGAAGAAGUGGCGCACUGGGUGGAUAUGCGCGACAUGGCGAAGGGGGAACUUUUGGCACGUUGGCAUGUUUUGGUGGAUUCCUGAUUCGAACAGUUGGGACAAUCUUCUCGACGUGGCAGUGGUCUAGGCCUAUUGGUCUCAUUUGCCACAACGAAAGAUAAGUCCAAAUUGAAAAAGUCCAAAGACGACGACGUGGAGGAAGAAAAUGAAAGUGGUACAGUAACGUCAAAAGCUGAUGUGGUUGCUGUUGAUAUAGAGACUGGUCUUGAAUUGGAAUUUGUGUAAAGGAACAAUACAAUUACUACACAAAAUUCCAAUUCAAAAUAUUUUCUAAUACAUAUAAGUAUAUUUUUUGGUCAACAACAAAAAACUUUGUUUAUUAAACAAAAAACACAAAGAAAAACUUUGGUAAGUGCAAAUAAUUUGUACAACAAUAUUGUAUUUGUAAUUUUUACACAAAAACUAUAAUAGUUAAAAUAACAACUUGGUAAAAUUCUUUAAGAAAUAUGUGAAUUUUAAAAAAAUAAUUCUACAAAACAAAAUACAUAUAUGUAGUUUUGUAUAAACCAGAGACGCUAUCAUAAGGAUUUUAAACUAAAUGGAUAUAAUUCAAUUUUUAGAAUGAUUUGAAAUUUAUUCACACUAUUCAUGUGAAUAUUUGUGUUAUAAUACUAUAAACUAAACUAUAUGAAUUUGUUUUGUUGGCAAGUCCAAUUUAUUUAAAAAAUUUGUUAAAUUCAAAUUAUAUCCAAAUAGCCUAUAAAGUCCUGGUAUUUUUUAAUAUCCAAAUUUGAGUAUAGAGUACUCUGGUAAAAAACAAUUUAAUAAACCACAAACACAAAAUUUAGCUUGUAAUUUUUUCGUCACUUUAACUUUUAAAAUACUACGCGCACAUAUUUAUUAAGUAUAAUUAAUUAAAUAUUUUUUUGGUAACCAAAAAUUAAAAAAUAACAUUAUUAAAAUAAUUCAAUACUAAACAUAAUUUUUUAUAUAUGAAACAAACUUAAAGGAAAUUACAACAAAACAAAAAAAAAAAAAAAUAACUAUUUAGAUAAACAAAUUAGUCCAUACUGUUUUUUAUACUUUACACUUAAACAUAAACAAAACAAGGAAAAAUAAUUAAUAAAAAAUUAUUUCGUGAUUAUUAAAGUUAUUAAAUUACAUAAUAUGUAUUACUAAAACAGAGAAAAACUGAUACCAAACAUAACUUCAGAUAUUUUUAUUAUAUAUUUUAAAUUUAUCUAUUAAAUGAUUAUUAAUUUAUCUUGUGAUAUAACUUAAUCAAAUUCAAAUUGGUCCUUGGUAUAUAUUAUUGUAAGUACGCUACAAAAUUAAUCUUGUACAAAUGUGCAAUGUUAACUCUACUAUUAUUAAAUAUGAAUGAAUAUUUUUCUAAAUUAAAUAAAUUAUAAAGAAUAUUUACGUAUAUAAGUAGGAAACGGAAAGUUAAUGAAAUAGGUUAGUGGAAAAGAGUUAUUGAUUUUAAUACCCCUCCACCAUUUACUGUUUACGCAAUAUUUUUCUAAACUAUACCACUAUUGUAGGGAUGGAACAAAGCCUAUUGUAAAUGGUUAAAAUCGGUCCCAUAUUUCGUCAAGCCUCUCUACAACCAUACCCCGAAUUGGGCUUUUGAGCUCAUAAUUAUGUUAAAUGUUCUAGUAUUUCAACAAAAAUCGGUAAAACUUAGUUUUAUAAAGAUUUAAGUGAUACUGCCGUAUCAGGCCUCAUUAAUUACAUAAUGAUUUGAAGGUCAAAAUUCUUCAGUUAUAGUUGUGACCAUUACAGCAAAGUUUUAAAUGGAUCCUAAAAUUAUUGUAGUAUGCAACUUACAACUUGAAAGAGAAGAGUUUUCAAUGUGGAAAUUUUAAAUUUCCAAUUUCGAAAAGUAAGACCGAUUUUAAUAGCUAUUUUCAUACACAACUUAGAAAAAUAUAAACAAACAGGUGACCUAUUGAAAUAUCUCACUGCUACAAUCUGGAUCUAAAACAAGAUUGAUAUACAUUGCGAUACAUCUGACAAGUGGUGUGGAUUUGUCUUUCUGGAUUACUCCCAAACAUUUUAAAUUUGGAAUUAAAGGUGGGGGGGUAUACAAACAAUAUGUUUAUAUUUUUAUGUUAUUUUUCUUUAUUAAUUAUUUAAAUCAAACUCGGAAUUUUUAGACAAAAAAUACAUAAAAAAUAUUAAGAAAAUCUAGUUUGAGAAUUAGAUUUUCAAAGCCAAAUAUAAAAUAAAACAGAAUUAUACUCGGGUUAAACUUCACAAAUUAACAUAGACAUUAUAAACAAAAGAAAAAUAGUUGGAAUGUUAUCAAUAUUAAAUAAAGGAAUAAAAAGUUUAUUAGAAUGUAAGUGAAAAUAAAAAAAGUUUGUGAAAAAGGGUCGCUGUUUAUCUCGGAAAAUUAUAAUCAAGGAAUCUAAUAUACUAAAAGGUUAUACAUUAUGGUGUCUCGUAGGCCACUUUAUUAUAGAAAUACGUCAUACAAGAAGGUCCUAGGAAACUGAAAUCCCUUUAAAAAAAGAUAUCUUGAGACAUAAUAAAUAAUGGAAAAUAAAUCCUCUCCCAAAAUUGCUUAAUACAAUUCAGAUUUUCGUUUCAAUUAAUUGCUAAUAAAUAUUUGUAUCUUUUGUAAUAGAAAUUAAAUUGUAAAUUCCAAAAUGGUAUUUUAGUUCUAUUUACACAAGAUCUAAUACACCGUUCACAUGAUGCAAUUAUUCGUAAUUAACGCUCUCAUUCACCAUUCAACCCCCAAUUACAUUCUGAAUGACAUGAUUGGCCAUACAAAAUUUCAGCUGCGAAUUACACAAGCUGUACGAAUUACGAAUGAAUGAGUGUCAUCUCUAAUAAAAUCACAAAAAAUGCAAAUAAAUAGAAAAUAUAUAACUUAAUUUGUUAAAAUAAUGUAAUAAACGUAUUUUUGUAUCAUACACACACACACACACUAAUAUUCCAAAAAAUGAUAAAAUAAUGAAUGAAAAAAAAAAACGACAUGGCGAUGAACUGUCAAAACGAAUUACGAAUGCGUCAUAGAAACGGGUUAAUUGGUUAUCGUCAUUCAGAGGCCGAAUUAAAUAAUUUAACUGCUAGUGUGAACUUCGUAUAAAUAAUUAGGCAAAAUUUAAAUAUUACACAUACGUAUGUGUUUUAUAUAACAAAUAUACUACAAACUAGGGUU
Lucilia sericata (common green bottle fly) is the source of this 5257-nucleotide messenger RNA. Its product is annotated as synaptotagmin-16-like. The record is from RefSeq and is a predicted model, not a curated record. NCBI's taxonomy places the organism in Eukaryota, Metazoa, Arthropoda, Insecta, Diptera, Calliphoridae. The coding region runs from base 454 to 2169 and encodes 571 amino acids. The transcript has 8 exons.